Molecule: messenger RNA, 2683 nt
Organism: Girardinichthys multiradiatus
Lineage: Eukaryota; Metazoa; Chordata; Actinopteri; Cyprinodontiformes; Goodeidae
Product: endonuclease domain-containing 1 protein-like
Exons: 2
Coding region: 53-931 (292 amino acids)
Molecular function (GO): hydrolase activity; metal ion binding; nucleic acid binding
Source: RefSeq, a predicted model, not a curated record
UGUAACAGGAACCGCUCUCAGUUGAUUCCUGCUUCUGUGAAUAGUGGUGAAAAUGUCGGGUUUGUGCACAUCUCUGCUCAUCCUGGCCUUCACCACUUACUCCGUGGCUGAUGUUGGGGACUUUACCCCCUGUUUGCAAUUCUUCUACAGAUCCUGGCCCCCCAAAGGCCUGGCCGGGACCUCGAUCUGCCAGCGUUACAACAACACAUACCACUUUGCCACAUUGUACAGUCGACCUCGACGUUCACCGUGGUUGUCAGCUUAUUUAUACACAGUACCAACUGGAAAAAGACCCAAAGCUUCCUGGAAAUAUGAACCACAGUUAGCCUAUCCUGCAGCUGAUGGCAACAUGAUGCCCUUCUCGCCAGGACCAGUGGACCUGAAUGUUGUGGAGAGCCAGGCAGUGGAGUUAGACUACAUUAACUCUACCUAUUCUCGUGGCCACCUAAACCCUAGUCUUCAUCACCAGACCUACCAGUGCCGCUCCUCCACAUUCACCCUCACCAAUGUGGUUCCUCAGAAGAAAUGGUCCAAUGAUGGACCAUGGGAAAACCUAGAGCAGACCGUCAACAAGACCUUGGCAGCCUACUGUCUUGGAGAAGCCUACAUAGUGACAGGCAUCAUUCCCUACCAGAAAGACGAGCAUUGGAUCAAGAAUCGUGUGGCAGUGCCAGAGUACCUCUGGUCCGCAUACUGCUGCCCAAAGUACAACCACACUAUUCCCAACAGACUGAAAGAUGCCUUUCCCACCUUCGCCGCUAUCGGACGCAACGACCCCAACAGCACUGAGGAGAUUGUUCCAAUAGACAAGACAGCUAAGAAACAGUUUAGGGGAUAUGAUGUGAGACAGAUGUCUCUGAACUCACUUGAGAUGUACCUGAAGGACAGAUUCAACACUGUUGUCAGUGUUUUUAAUGAGCAAUGUGCUUAAUCAGCUUAUAUGUUAAUAGAAAAUUUAAUGUUCAUCUAAAUUUUGUUUGAUUCAGGACUUGAUUGAUUCAGUCUUGGUCAUCCUCAAGAUAAUACUAUAAGGAAAUACAACUAUGUUGAUUAUAAAUUGUAAACACCUCAUCUGAUAGUAUAGGUUCAUUAGACAUAGCUUUUGACUAGAAGAGUUGCCAGCUCAAGCUACUGUCCAGUUAGCUUAGUUUGGCUUUGUUCAUUCGUUUUGAACUGCAGUUUUAAUGACAAGCUAAUCAGCUAAUUUCUACUGUGUAGGUAAAUUUAAAAUCAACCAGGUAAUAUUUUAACCUUUUAAUUUACUUUAUGCACAAACAACAUAAUGGCGGCAUCAUGGGUAGAACAAGAUUUAUAACAGGCAGUGGCCAGAGCUUUCAACUGCAAUUUUAACCAGUAUGUCGACAUGGUGGAGGACCUUUAGUUGGAAUGAACAGCAUUAGCAUUAUUCAAUAAAGCUCGAACGGGAUUGUAUUUUGAGUUUGCCUGAGGUUGGAUGGUCAUAUUGUAUGAGUGCAUAGUAUGUGGGUCAUAGUCAAUGCAACAUGUGGUACAAGGUACACGGAUGUCCUGAUGUACCCACUGUUUCUAACAUGAGACUAAUGUUUCAUUUGUAUGAUUGCAUGUUGCAACCUACAGGUCUACCUGCAACCCACAAUACGACCCUUCAAACUCUGUUAGGUGCUGACAAUGCCGUCUAAUGUUUCUCUGUGUUUGAUAACCUUCGGUCCAUCAACUGCCUAUAACACUAUGGCUCCACCUGUAAUGACUCUACAUAAGUACCUGUUCUAAACAUGCCAGCUUCUUGCCAGUUGUUGCACUUGCUGGUAAAUAAUUUUUGCCCAAUUUUUUUUCCAGAAAAUUUCAUCAUAUUAAGGGCAUAUACAAACUUACUACUUCUGACCAGAUGACUAGAUGGAGGCCUAUAUCUGUCCAUAUAAUAGUGUUCUUCACUUCUAUUGGAGUUUUUUUUUAAUGCGUAAUUAAACUUUGUUUAGAUUUACUAAUAAAAUGUAUAAUUGAAUAAAUAAACUUUAUUUUUAUUUAAAACAUAAGUCACUAUUAUCUGUCACCUUUUCUGACAAUUCAAAAGUUGUUGGAAGAAAGGCACUGAUGCUGCAAUACAAAUAAACAUGCAUUCUCAGUUCAACAUAAUAGUAGAGAGAAGUUAUUUUCCGGAAAUAAUAAAGCAGAAGUACUCUGAAGAAAGUCACAAUUUUUUGUGUCAUAAAAUGCAGUGGGGUAAUUCAGUCACACAAGUUUAACCUCUGAAGGGUGGCAGCAAAAAAACUUAUUUUCAGAAGUUGAUUCACUAUGGAAGUAAAUACAACUGUUUCACACUGAAAAGUACUUUUUCUGUUUAGAUUUAUUUUGUUUUGUUAGAUUUAUUUUGACAUUUUGGAAAAAAGCUUGACCCUGAACAUUCAUUAAUGUUUUAAGACUGUUCUAAUACUCCAACCCAAAGUAGAAAGAUUUUUAGCCCUAAAUGUUUGCAUGUCUUUUUAUCUAUAAAAAUGCAAGCAUGUGUUGAUAUGUCUGACUUCAGCUGAAACAGAGCAAAAUACAGACUGAUGCCAAAGUUUGAUUUGCUUUUAGACAGACUGUUCAUACUCUCUGUUUAAUUGGGCUUGCUAUAAAAGAACAUCACUGGAGGUAAUGUACUCCAACAGUGAAAGCGUUUGUUUCUGUUGCUGUUUUUAUUAUUAAAAAUGCUCAUUGACAGAGA